UAACGUGGAAAGCGGAGAAGCCGAAGACGAAGGAAACGCGACAGGACAGGACAACGUUGGGAAGUGUUCACAACACGGGUCUAUUCACUUAUUGCUAUUAAUCAUUGCUAUUCCGAGAUAUCUUUUCUCCUGGAUCACGUCACUGCGCGAUUAUUGACGCGUGGGGCGUCUCUUUAUCGGACGAACUUGCAACACUUCGCGACGCCAUUGAGAUCACGGCGCCGGGAUGCCGCCCAAGUACACCAUGUCCGAUUCAGAGUCCGAGUCCGACAAGUCCACGCCAGAAGUCCUGUCGGAUGAGAAGCUGGAGAAAGGUCUACGGGACACAGUUGCGAAUAUAUACAAGACGGGGAAUUUAGACGAAUUGACAGUAAAGAGAGUGCGACUUGCGACGGAGAAGGCGCUCGGACUGGACGAGGGUUUCUUCAAGGGUGAUGCGCGCUGGAAGUCUAAGAGUGAUGAGAUUAUUAAGAAUGAAGUAGAACUACAGGAGAGUAACCAGGAAGAGAAGAGGGAGGAAGACGACGAAGAAGAGGCGUCACCGAUUCCACCUGCAAAGGCGCAAGCACCGACCAAGAAGGCGAGAGACGCGAAACGUGGGAAGUCAGAAGAUGCUUUCAAACCCAGGAAGCGUCGCAAGACUAGCACACCUGCAGAAUCAGAGGAGCCUUCUGCUGGAUCUAGCGACGAAGAUGGAGAACCAGUGAAGCAACCCGGAAAGAAAGUCGUCAAGAAAGCAACAAAUAAAAAACAAUCAGACGCCGUUACCAAGGAUGAUAUGUCAGACGAGUCUGAUACGGCGCCCAAGGCGCAAACCAACGAGUCUUUAGAGCCUGGUGCAGACAAGGAAGCAUCCGACAGCGAGAUGUCCGUCGUCCUGGAUGAAGAACCACCGCCAAAGAAGAUGCGCCAGAAGAGCGCAAAGGCUGAAUCGACGGGGAAGAAAGGCAGGAAACCAGCUGCUCCCAAGAAGAAGGAUGCAGAUCUGGACCCAGACCAGGCAGAGAUUAAGCGUCUGCAAGGAUGGCUGCUCAAGUGCGGAAUCCGAAAGAUGUGGUUCCGGGAGCUGGCUCCCUACGACACACCCAAAGCCAAGAUCAAGCAUCUGAAGGACAUGCUGAAAGAGGCAGGCAUGGAGGGUCGCUACUCUCUGGAGAAGGCCAAGCAAAUCCGUGAAGAGAGGGAGCUCAAGGCUGAUCUCGAAACGGUGCAAGAGGGAGCUAGGCGUUGGGGUACAGGGAGCGCAGGCGAAGAGAGCGAUGAUGGCCAACCUAAAAGACGAGCAGCGCGAGGACGAACAGUCCUGGCGUUCCUCAGCGACGACGGCGAAGAAACAGACUGAUCGACCCAUCACUGCUCUAUAUAUUCCUCGGGGUGUCCAUUCUCGAAUACCCGCAUUGUAUCACUAGCUUCUCAUGAGAUUAAUUAUAACGAGUAAAAGAAUGGUCGUAAAUGGUUUUCUUUUCCACGUAGCAUGGGACUUCGACGUAUCA
This is a messenger RNA of Paecilomyces variotii, 1493 nucleotides long. RefSeq names its product putative transcriptional regulator. The record is from RefSeq and is a predicted model, not a curated record. Lineage: Eukaryota; Fungi; Ascomycota; Eurotiomycetes; Eurotiales; Thermoascaceae. Bases 227 to 1342 code for a protein of 371 amino acids. The transcript is spliced from 2 exons. Gene Ontology annotation, cellular component: nucleus.